AUGCUAACCAGAAUGACGCAUCACUCACGUGGUUCCAUUCCAAUAAUUGCACAAGAAAAGAAUGGUUACCACCAGCGAUUCAGAACUUCUGAUAAGCUUGAUAUGGAUGAAGAUAUGGAGGAAGAAUUACUUUCGUCCAGGGAAUACUCGAGUCAUGGACGUGUAAAGCAUGUUGCACGGAUCAAGGCGAACUGCGGGACAAACAGUUUAAAACAGUUGAUGAACGAGGAAGUUUCAUUCAGCCGGAGUCUUGUACCCGACAUUUAG
Molecule: messenger RNA, 267 nt
Organism: Opisthorchis viverrini
Lineage: Eukaryota; Metazoa; Platyhelminthes; Trematoda; Opisthorchiida; Opisthorchiidae
Exons: 1
Coding region: 1-267 (88 amino acids)
Source: RefSeq, a predicted model, not a curated record